UCCUGCCUCCACUGGCUAACCAAGCAGCUCUUCAUUUUCCUCCUCUCAUGUGUGGAAUCUUCCCCUGCCCGCCCCCCCAUCAUUAUCAGAGUCCCAUUUCCCAGUGAGGCCAUACUUGGUGAAGGGAGACAGCACAUCCGACCAGCACACUGGCAAUGGGUCUGUGUGGGCCCCAUGCUCUGGGCUGGCUCCCUGUGCACUCCACAGCAAGUGUUGUCAGCCAGCUGGAAUCUCAGCCCCCCAACACCCACCCAGCAGCAGGCAGACACCUUUCUUCUGCCUGUUCAGGGCAAUCACCCUGCAACCCCCCCCCCCCCCAUCUCUCAUUCCUCUCUGAACCCUCUGCUUAGGUGUGCCCCUUCUCUCUAGUCCCUCACAAAGCUUUGGCAAAGGGCCUUCAACUUCCAGACCCCGACUCCCACCAGGGCUUCAACCAGAGCAAUUAGCAGCUGCCAACAAGCACCUGCAGCCAGGCUGCUCAUCAGAUAAAUUGGAUGGAGGUGAGCUAGGUAUGUUAGUAGGGUUUCUGGUGUUGUGGGUAGAGUUGCCUGUGCUUGCUUGGGUUUGUGUGCUGCCAUGGAGCCUCAGCUGGGUAAGGGGUCUGCAAAUGCUGUGGGGUCCUUCAGAGCUGGAGCUUGGCUAUGGCUAUGGUUGGGCUAUGGUGGCUGUGGUCCUUGGGAGGCUGCAGGGAUGAGCAGGGUUGUGGCUGCUUGGCUUCUGGGGCUUUGCAGCCCCUGAGGGUGUGAAUGUCUUGGGACUGGACUCCCAUCCUAAAUGGUGCCUCUUUCAGCAGCCAAACCCGCUGGCAUGGCCCAGUGCUUUCGGGCCCAGCACCCUCCAACCCUGCAGAUGGUCAAGGAGGCACUGCGGGCCCAUGAUGAGAAGAAGGGUGCCUCAGUCGUUGCCAUCAAGCGUUUCAUCCUGGCCAAGUACCCCACUGUGGACCCCAUCCGCCUCAAGUACCUGCUGAAGCAGGCGCUGAGCAAGGGGCUGAGCUGCGGGGACCUGGUGCGGCCCCACAACUCUUCUUCUGUGGGAGCCACUGGCACCUACAAGCUAGCCCUCAAGAAGCCACUGCACAAGCAGCAGGUGGGCCAGGCAGAUCCUGACAGAAGGCAGGCUCCAAAGCCAAGACAGAAAGGGACCACCGAGGCCUCUGUGGCAGGAGCACAACAGCAAGGUGCCACGAAGCAGAAGCCAACAGCCACAAAGCAGCAGCCAAAGGCGAAGCCUGUGAGUGGCCAGUCACGAGCAGCAGAGAAGCCCAGGAGCGAUAGAGCAAAGCACCCUCGAACUGCUGACCGGCCCCGGGCUCAUGGCACAGGGCCUUCGGAGCCCCUGAGAACUGCCAGCCGCCACCAGGCCCCCCGAAAAGGACACUCAGGACCCAGCGCAGCUCUGGCUGCUGAGAAUGCAGGAGGGGGUGAAAGUGACAGUUCUUCAGGUGCUGAGGUGAAGGGGCCCCAAAAGGCCCCCAGGGGAAAGAGCAAGGGGAAGGUGCCCAAGGGGGCACAGCAGGAUGCCCCCAAGGCACAGGCAGGUCAAGACCAGGCAAGGAAGCCCCGGGUGACUCCAGGAGCUGGGCAGGGGAAGGCCAGGCUGAAGAAGGCAGCUCCCACAGCAGGGGACAGAAAGGCUCCAUAAGGAGCUUAGCCCUGCUUCAGCUGGCCCCAGGCCCUUGGGGUCUGGGCUGGUUUCAGUCCCUAGGACAGGUUUUAACUCGGUGUUCUCCUCAUCCUAAUAAAGCUGCUUUACUUGCCUCAUGGAA
This is a messenger RNA of Corvus hawaiiensis (hawaiian crow), 1768 nucleotides long. RefSeq names its product histone H1.8. Gene Ontology annotation, cellular component: nucleosome. Gene Ontology annotation, molecular function: DNA binding. The coding region runs from base 775 to 1644 and encodes 289 amino acids. The record is from RefSeq and is a predicted model, not a curated record. Lineage: Eukaryota; Metazoa; Chordata; Aves; Passeriformes; Corvidae. Gene Ontology annotation, biological process: nucleosome assembly. The transcript is spliced from 4 exons.